AUGACACUUCAAGCCCGUGAGGGGAAGAGCGAGGACGCGAAUCGGCAGUCGUGGACGAUGGGAUGCAGGCCCUUCACGUCCAAGACGAAGGAGAAGGUGAUUAAAGCGUGCAGGAACGAGUGUUUCUACUGUCAUGCGCCGCUCCAUGAGAAGAACAGGGAGAUCGACCACGUCGUGAAUAGGACAAGGGCCGGUUGCAGCAACGAGGCCAAAAAUGGAGUUGCCAGCUGCAGAGACUGCAACAGACGAAAGGGCAUCCGCACGGCCUACGAUUUCCAAGUGAACGUUCUCGGAAAAAAUCCCCGCUGCCAGGGAUUCACGAGAGAAGGACACAGAUGUCAGCAAGGAGUGGCUCGAGGAAAUCGCAAAUACUGCAAAGACCAUUCCGAUGCACAAAAGCGUCAGAAAACGCAGAACGCCCUCAAACCCCGUAAGCCCAAACGGUUCGGUACUCCCGAGUCCCUCCCUGCCUAUUAA
Molecule: messenger RNA, 477 nt
Organism: Darwinula stevensoni
Lineage: Eukaryota; Metazoa; Arthropoda; Ostracoda; Podocopida; Darwinulidae
Source: the annotation of a GenBank genome assembly